AUGGAGACGGACUCGAUUGGUCGGUCGAGCUCCCUUAGUGCCCCCAGAUCGACCCCUCUUCGAAAACGGAUCUUCCAACAGUUCCGUCGACGGAAAUCCUCGAUGCCUCAGAUGAAUAGAGGCAAAAAGAUGAGAUUUUCGGGAGAGGAGAGUGACGACGAGAGAGAGGACUCCAUAAAGUCCUCAGCAUCCAUUUCUGGGUCGGCCAAUGUCAGCACAAGAUCUACACCAGGACUGAUUCGACGGAAAAUCAGCCAUUUUGGAGGUAGGAGCAUCAAAAUUUACAUCAAUUAUAUCACAUUUGAUAUCAGAUUGA
This is a messenger RNA of Bursaphelenchus xylophilus (pine wood nematode), 316 nucleotides long. The record is from the annotation of a GenBank genome assembly. Lineage: Eukaryota; Metazoa; Nematoda; Chromadorea; Rhabditida; Aphelenchoididae.